Molecule: messenger RNA, 992 nt
Organism: Phyllotreta striolata
Lineage: Eukaryota; Metazoa; Arthropoda; Insecta; Coleoptera; Chrysomelidae
Source: the annotation of a GenBank genome assembly
GAAUAAGUUAGGUUAUAGGUGAAGUGUUCUUAUUUUCCCAAAUAAAAAGAAUGAGUUCCCUGGCAAGAGCUAUUCAAAAAUUCAGCCUUUUAGAUCUAAAAGCAUCCAGUCCGAUAAUAUCUAGUGUAAGAUACAAAGCGAAAAUUGUCGAAAAACCACCAAUAGGCGGUGGACAUUGCUAUCGAAGAAUAGUACAUUAUCCAGAAGAAUAUACAGUAAAGCCUCUAAAUACCACUAACUUAGGAGGCAGAGACCCAGUAACAGGUCGAUUAGCUGUGAAAGGCAUCGGCGGUGGCAUCAAGCAUAAGUAUCAUUGGAUCGAUUGGAAACGAGUCGGUCCAACAGAAGAAGGCAAAGUACAAGAAGAGAAGGUCAUUAAAAUCAUUAAAGAUGGGAAUCGAACAGCGUUUGUAGCACUAGUAGCUUACGAAGAUAAGUUAAAAUAUAUUUUAGCCACUGUUAAUAUGAAACCAGGUGAUAUUAUUAAAACAUCUUGUUAUAUUCCUAGGAAUCCUGUUCGAGCAAAUGAAGGAGAUGCCUAUCCACUAGGUGCUUUACCUCUGGGCACACAAAUACACAACAUUGAAAAAUAUCCUGGUAAAGGAGGCUCUUUAAUACAUUCUGCUGGUACGUUUGCAACUAUACUGAAAAAAGCUCCCAAUGAUCGUGUAAUUGUUAAGUUGCCAUCAAAGAGAGAAUUCAGUUUACCAGCUAUUUGCAUGUGUACUGUAGGAAGACUUAGUAAUGUAGAACACUCCAGCACACCGCUGGGAACCCCACAGAAAAACAGAGAAUUAGGUAACAGACCGAGAUCUGGUUUGUGGCAGAGGAAAACCGGUUAUCAUGGGAGAAAAAUACGCAGGCUUCCUCCCGUCCAAGAAAUCACAAGUACAUCUCCAGACGAUAACGAAACUAUUGUAUUGAGUACCAGCAAAUCGUUUGGUUAUAAACCUAAAAUUCAAUUUUGCUAUUAAAUUGUAAAUAUUUGAAUG